This is a messenger RNA of Linum trigynum, 204 nucleotides long. The record is from the annotation of a GenBank genome assembly. NCBI's taxonomy places the organism in Eukaryota, Viridiplantae, Streptophyta, Magnoliopsida, Malpighiales, Linaceae.
AUGGAGACCGAGGGACUACACCUCGACCACAGUUCGGCUCAAGCUCCUUUCGGGCUUGACGCAUAUAAUAGGAAUCUCACUUGGGACGCCAUAGAACGUCCACCAAAGGCAAGAAACAACUUGGAUCAGCCGAUGGAGGAAUUACAAUAUCAAACCGAGACCCUGACUUCCUCAGGGAGCGAUGGCGGCUCCACCCAUCAGUGA